Messenger RNA from Saprolegnia parasitica CBS 223.65, 690 nucleotides. RefSeq lists its product as hypothetical. Gene Ontology annotation, molecular function: protein binding. The record is from RefSeq and is a predicted model, not a curated record. The transcript is spliced from 5 exons. Bases 1 to 690 code for a protein of 229 amino acids. NCBI's taxonomy places the organism in Eukaryota, Oomycota, Saprolegniomycetes, Saprolegniales, Saprolegniaceae.
AUGUUUUUUGCCCGACUGCUUGCGCUGUGGCGUUCGGCCCGCGCCUACGACACACUCCCAGCCAAGUCGCCUUUCUCAUACGCAACAAGUAGCUCCAAUGACGACGGAGGCAUCGUGGACGACGGCGACGCGACGAUGGUGUCCCUCCUCAAAGAGGGCAACGUGCCGGUAGUUUUACAUCGACUGCAGCAUCGGACGUACACGUUGCAAGACCUCUCCGCGAUCGAGAACGGCGACUCGGUCCUGUCGUACGCCUGCGAGCUCGGGCGUCUGGACAUUGUGACGCUUCUUCUGGACACGACCCCCUUCACUUCCAUCCCCGAGUACGCACAGUACAUAUUGCGUUCGAUAACCCGGGCCAUGCACGCCGACCACGUCUCGGUUCUGAAGCUGCUGCUCGCAAGGAUCCCCGACAUUAUCCAUCUCACGGCCAAGCUUGAGGGUGGAGGCUCCCUGCUGCACUAUGCUGCACUAUAUUCCGCGACCGACGUCGUCGCAUGGCUCCUCCCGCUCGUCGGGGACGUUGACAGGACCGACGACGAAGGGAACACGCCGCUGCACAUCGCCGCGCGCCACAACAACACGAGCGUUAUUACGUUGCUGUUGAAGGCGGGCGCCGACAUCGAUGCCCGAAACAAGGUGGUCACUUGCUUGCCCAAUACGAUGCAUACAGCUGACAGCAACCACUAG